AUGUUGAGGAAUGAUGAUGCGGCAUGGGACUUGUCGCUUAACUCUGAUGCUCCACCACGAAAUAGCAACAUCGAGCCAAAGAAGCCAUCGGUGAAACAUGGUCGAAGCAAAGCAAAGCGAGAGCGAGCUCCAAUUUAUCAACGAUGGAGGAUCCAGUUGUUGCGCCACCGCGAUGGACAAAAGCAUGCGAAAUCACUUUCUGGGUGCUCAUCGUGUAUUUGGGAUUGGCGAUUUUGGUUCUCUGCG
Mesorhabditis belari is the source of this 246-nucleotide messenger RNA. The record is from the annotation of a GenBank genome assembly. NCBI's taxonomy places the organism in Eukaryota, Metazoa, Nematoda, Chromadorea, Rhabditida, Rhabditidae.